AUGGUGACCGGCAUCACUGGAUUACCGGUUCUGGGAAUGAAGGGUUCACCAAAGAAGUUUAAAGGAAGUUAUGCAGAAGUUGCGAGGUUCCUGCAGCACUAUGAAUGGCUGUGUGCUCAGCUUAACAUUGUGACUGCAGAGGACCAAGUGGAAAACGUCAUGCAGUAUUGUGCACGAAGUGUGCGCCAGUUUAUGGAAUCACUCUCAGCCUACGUCACGCCAGACUGGAAUGCCUUCAAGAGAGAUGUUCUCACAUUUUAUGAUGCGGACCGAGACAAGAGGCAAUAUAAGGUUAAGGACCUUGAAGCCUUGGUCAAGGAAUCACAUCGGAAACCUACUAUCAAGAACCUAGGUGCAUGGUGGGAAUACUCAAGGAACUUCCUCACAGUCGCUGGAUGGCUAGUGAAUUGUGGUCGCAUUUCGGAAGUCGAACAGUCCCUUUAUUUCUGGAAAGGGGUUCCCCGUGCUUUCCGUCAAGACCUGGAACCAUGCUUGCUUGCCGCAGACCCCAACCACGACAUGUUUAUCCCGUUCAGCAUGAGCAGCAUACGCAUGAAAGCAAAAACCAUUCUGCAGUGCAAUCGAUUCCACCAGGACCAACUGCCCUCAGAAGACGAAGACUCGAGUGAUGACUCAGAUGAUGCGGAUUCGGAUGACGAUUCAAGUGACUCAGAGGACUCAUCUAGUGCUGAAGAAACACAUCGACAGAAGUGCAAGGAUAAGAAGAAGAAGCAAAGCAUGAAGAAAUGA
This is a messenger RNA of Sparassis crispa, 750 nucleotides long. RefSeq lists its product as hypothetical. The transcript has a single exon. The coding region runs from base 1 to 750 and encodes 249 amino acids. NCBI's taxonomy places the organism in Eukaryota, Fungi, Basidiomycota, Agaricomycetes, Polyporales, Sparassidaceae. The record is from RefSeq and is a predicted model, not a curated record.